Poecilia latipinna (sailfin molly) is the source of this 1510-nucleotide messenger RNA. RefSeq names its product Ras homolog, mTORC1 binding. The coding region runs from base 256 to 807 and encodes 183 amino acids. Gene Ontology annotation, molecular function: GTP binding; GTPase activity. The transcript is spliced from 8 exons. Gene Ontology annotation, cellular component: membrane. The record is from RefSeq and is a predicted model, not a curated record. NCBI's taxonomy places the organism in Eukaryota, Metazoa, Chordata, Actinopteri, Cyprinodontiformes, Poeciliidae. Gene Ontology annotation, biological process: signal transduction.
AUUAAAUUGCAAAGGGGAGUGACGCAGUUAUUGUAGAUCAGAGGAUACUCCAUGCUUUUUUAUACAUGACGUGAAAUCGCAUUUUUAAAAAAAAUCAAAUCAAAUACAGAAUACGUCGAAAAAAAGAGGGUGCCCCGCCGCCAUCUGGACGCUGCAUGUCGGAUCUGAGCUCCCCUUGAAUCUAUUUGGAUGCCAUUCCCGCUGGAGGUUGCGGUACAGCCCGAGGACUGGAUGUUAUAACCGGGAACGGAAAACAUGCCGCAGCCAAAGUCACGAAAAAUCGCCAUCCUCGGGUACAGAUCCGUAGGAAAGUCUUCCUUGACAAUUCAGUUUGUGGAAGGCCAGUUUGUGGACUCCUAUGACCCAACAAUAGAAAACACAUUUACUAAAAUGAUCACAAUAAAUGGACAGGAGUACCACCUUCAGCUUGUUGACACAGCAGGGCAGGAUGAAUACUCCAUCUUUCCUCAGACAUACUCCAUAGAUAUCAACGGUUACAUCCUGGUCUAUUCUGUUACGUCUAAUAAAAGCUUUGAAGUUGUUCAAGUUAUCCAUGAAAAGCUGUUGGACAUGGUGGGGAAGGUUCAAGUUCCAAUUAUGCUUGUCGGAAACAAGAACGACCUACAUAUGGAACGAGUGAUCAGCUGUGAAGAGGGGAAAGCAUUAGCUGAGUCCUGGAACGCAGCCUUCAUGGAGUCCUCAGCCAAGGAGAACCAGACGGCCGUGGAGGUUUUCCGCAGGAUGAUCUUGGAGGCGGAGAAGAUGGAUGGAGUGCAGCCUGUAAAAAACCCCUGCUCCAUGAUGUAGAGCCGCCCAAUCAACACACAGGACACUGCACUGGGAAAUCCCGUUACUUGAAGGCUAGCCGCCAGUUCCCCUCCACCUCAGCUGAGUCUACGCCCCUUCCUCAACCAGGGUCCUAAAUACCCAAAAGUGUCUAUUUAUGGCUCUGAUUCCACUGUCAUUAUCAGUAUUCCCCAUCCCCCCUUUCUGUCAUCCUCGUUUUUCUUUGUGUGUGUGAUUAAAAAACAUGGAUGGGUGGUUAUUCUCUUGUCUUAAAUCUCGCUCAGGCCACCUUUCCAUAUCUGUGCUCAGCACUGAUGCAAAACCUGAAACAGUUGGUAUGGAUGUAUCAGAACAAAUAUUUGUAGCUAGGAACAGAAAUAGUAAGCUUGAUGCAUCUUAGCUUUUCCCCUGCACAGCUUCCAUAUAAGACCGCAGCCCCGUUUAAAUGACAAGAUAAAAGAAUUGUGGUGUUUGCUGCGUAUAUGAAAAGAGUCAGAUUAACAAAUCUUUAUUCUGAUAUAUUGCCAGCUGUGUGGGCCUCUCUGAUGUACACCUUUUCUACUUCAUCACCUCGCAGUUCCCACGUCCCUCAGUUAGUUUCCCAUUGGUUACUGUCAGCCAAAAUUAAAAUAAUAAUAAUAAAAUCUGCAUUCAUUUUCUAAUGUUGAAAAUGUUGUACAAAUGUUUUUGAUUGUAAUCAUUAAAGCAAAAAGUGGUUAUGUAA